AGUUUCCACGUGAUUAUGUAACUUCCGAUGAGGCGCUGACAUCGCCGAUCCCGUUUCCUUUUGUCACUGUGCCACAAGCGCGGUGAGGUGUGUGUUAAAAAGUUUUACAUCGGAUUAUAGACAUUAAAAUGUUCUCAUCCCUAUUGGAGACGGCGCGGAACUCGCCAUUCCGUGGCCCACUGUCACAAGUCAGCUGCGAGCCAACCAUUGCUUCAGAACAGGGAGCAAUGGCGGCUGCGACAGCUGUGCCCCAAGAGGACUCUUGCGAGUUUGGAUCGCCCAAAUACUUUGCACUUUGCGGACUCGGCGGUAUCUUAUCUUGCGGUAUCACACACACGGCGGUGGUCCCACUCGACCUGGUCAAGUGUCGUUUACAAGUUGACCCAGAGAAAUACAAGAAUGUGGUCAAUGGUUUCAAGGUCUCCGUACGCGAGGAAGGCAUGCGUGGUCUCGCCAAGGGAUGGGCGCCCACAUUCAUCGGAUACUCCAUGCAGGGAUUAUGCAAGUUCGGUUUCUAUGAAGUUUUCAAAGUAUUAUACUCUGGGAUGUUGGAUGAAGAAUCUGCGUACUCGUACAGAACUGGCGUAUAUUUAGCAGCGUCUGCAUCUGCUGAGUUCAUUGCUGAUAUUGCACUGUCACCUUUGGAGGCUGCUAAGGUCAGAAUCCAAACCAUGCCUGGAUUUGCCUCUACCCUGCGUGAAGCAUGGCCCAAGAUGGUCCAAAAUGAGGGCUACGGUACCUUCUACAAGGGAUUGGUCCCACUUUGGGGCAGACAGAUUCCUUACACCAUGAUGAAGUUUGCUUGCUUUGAGAAGACCUUGGAACUGUUGUACAAGUAUGUAGUACCCAAACCCCGUGACCAAUGCACCAAGGGCGAACAGUUGGUGGUCACCUUUGCCGCUGGUUACAUUGCUGGUGUCUUCUGUGCUAUUGUUUCCCACCCUGCUGAUACCGUUGUAUCCAAACUGAACCAGGACAAGACAGCCACAGCUGGUUCUAUCAUAAGCAAACUCGGCUGGGCCGGAGUAUGGAAGGGUCUUGGACCUAGGAUUGUCAUGAUUGGUACCCUCACUGCCCUGCAAUGGUUCAUCUAUGAUGCCGUUAAGGUUUGGCUGAGAAUGCCCCGACCACCACCAGCUGAGAUGCCAGAAUCCAUGCGCAAAAGGCUCGAAGCCGAAGAAGCCGCGAAGUCAAAGUAAAUAGGCGUCAAUUGUCAUAUGCGUUUGGUUCUAUAGUCUGUGGCUGACUGUCAAACGUCACAGGCAUGUAGUCUGAAUACGCCACAGAUUAAUCAAACUUGUAGUACGGUUAGAAAAAUUCACGCCUUUUGGCAUAAAAUUGUUCCACGCUCCGCCAGUUAUUGUAUUAUUGUGAUCCAUAAGUAUAAAUCGUGUUAAUUUAUUUUUCAGUUAAUAAAUAUUAUUUUUAUU
Pieris brassicae (large cabbage white) is the source of this 1430-nucleotide messenger RNA. Its product is annotated as phosphate carrier protein, mitochondrial-like. The record is from RefSeq and is a predicted model, not a curated record. The coding region runs from base 129 to 1199 and encodes 356 amino acids. The transcript has 9 exons. Gene Ontology annotation, biological process: mitochondrial phosphate ion transmembrane transport. Lineage: Eukaryota; Metazoa; Arthropoda; Insecta; Lepidoptera; Pieridae. Gene Ontology annotation, molecular function: phosphate transmembrane transporter activity. Gene Ontology annotation, cellular component: mitochondrial inner membrane.